AUGUGUGAUUUGAGGAGAAAGAGUCGUGCAAAGAUGGAAGAGCCCCAUGUUUUUGGGACAAAAUCAUUUGCUCGACUUGCUCACGAAGAGGCAUUGAAGAAUGGUGUAUACCCAACACGAGGACAAAUAUAUGUAAAAACCCGCACUCGUAAAAAUGGAAAUAUCAUCAAUGAAAAAGCCGCUCAAGUUAUGACUUCCCUACAAGCCAUUGCAAGCGAUUCCUCAAAUACCCAAGGAUCAAGUACCCUAGGAUCUGUAGAUGAUUUUUCAAAUGAUGACUACUCUAAAGUUAAAGGUCCUGAAAAAAGAGGGUAUAUCAGAUGUGUUGGAAGGAUGCCUACCGUAAAAGAGAAGGUUGUUUCUUGUUCUAAUGAUCCGAGUGUCGAACAACUAAAAACUAUGGUGAACGUUAUGGCGAAUAUCAUCCAAGAACAUAUCCCAAAUGCAAACUUGUCUGGAAUUCUUAGCAAUAUGAACAUACAAAUGUCAGGCAGCACUUCUACAGUUCCACACAACUCUAAUUCAGUUAACCAGAGAGCAUCUUCUGAAAGUCAUCAUAACGAUGGGAAUUGCUAG
This is a messenger RNA of Lactuca virosa, 576 nucleotides long. The record is from the annotation of a GenBank genome assembly. Lineage: Eukaryota; Viridiplantae; Streptophyta; Magnoliopsida; Asterales; Asteraceae.